Molecule: messenger RNA, 282 nt
Organism: Ostertagia ostertagi
Lineage: Eukaryota; Metazoa; Nematoda; Chromadorea; Rhabditida; Trichostrongylidae
Source: the annotation of a GenBank genome assembly
CAUUUCAAAGCUGGAGACAUAUCCGUUCCCGCUGCGGAAUACAAGGCUGUGGAUUCUCAUGUGACUGCCUUGCCCCCUCGAAAACGCCCUGAGCAACUGAUAAAGUUUGUCGAAAAAACUAAGUCCGACUUUGAUCGAAUGGUGGAGUAUGACUGUGACGAAGAGGAUUACCUUUGGAUAAAAAAUAUAAACAAGGAGCGGAAGAAAAAUAAAGCCAGUAUUUUGUUGCCCGAGCAAAUGGAGCAGGUGAUGGACAGACUAGAGAAAGAGAGUCACUUUGAG